Messenger RNA from Gaeumannomyces tritici R3-111a-1, 833 nucleotides. RefSeq lists its product as hypothetical. Bases 279 to 833 code for a protein of 184 amino acids. The transcript is spliced from 3 exons. Lineage: Eukaryota; Fungi; Ascomycota; Sordariomycetes; Magnaporthales; Magnaporthaceae. The record is from RefSeq and is a predicted model, not a curated record.
GUCACCGAGCCGACCACUCCCGGAGGACGGCCGGAGUAGCACAUAACUCCAGCAGGGUCUUAUGCGAUAACACAGUCGUGAGACCGUCCAAGGCGCCACCGCAUUUAGGAACGCUCGGGACUUGGCGAAGGAGUACCGAGGUCCGAAUCAACGCCCUCUCAGCUGACCUUCACAAGCUCAAGUCCGACAACGACAAUGGCUACAACAAGGUAGCUACGCUCGAGAGAGCUGGUCUCCGUGAUACCAUCACCGAGAUUGCCAUUGGCAAAGCAGAGACGAUGGAGCUCAAGACGAAGCGUUCGUCGCAGGACCCGGCCAGGUUCACCGGCGCCGAAGCCAACGUGAAGACCCGCCAGGUCGCCUACGAGCACUUCAAGGAGCACGUCGAGCUGUGCCACGCGAUUGACUCCGACUACUAUGAUACAGAUCUGCUGAGUGGCGGUGCCUUUGAGCUCUACAAGGAUGACUUCCACAAGACAGCCAAGAACCCAGACAACCAGGCCCUUUGGCAUUGGGAGACGCUCGACCACGUCUGGGAGACCCUGGACAGGCAGUACAUCGUCGUCGACCUAUUCGCAGCGCCACUUCCCGUUUUCCUCGCAAAGUUUGAGGCUCUGGCUCUCCGCUGCAAGAAGACCGACGUUCAGAAAGUUGACGCGCUCGAGCUCAAAGUCAGCGACGACAUCACCAAUGUCGCCUUGGGCGACAAGAAGCCAGCGCGUGACGGCUACAAGGGCUGGGUUGAUUUCUACCAGUGGUUUGACGAGGACGUGCGCCGUAAGCAGCAUGACAAGCAGCGGACGAAGGGGGCACCUCCGGGAAUGCCGCUUUAA